Messenger RNA from Perca fluviatilis (European perch), 653 nucleotides. Its product is annotated as nucleoporin NUP42-like. Bases 153 to 653 code for a protein of 166 amino acids. Gene Ontology annotation, molecular function: metal ion binding. The record is from RefSeq and is a predicted model, not a curated record. The transcript has 2 exons. Lineage: Eukaryota; Metazoa; Chordata; Actinopteri; Perciformes; Percidae.
GGUAGCUGUUAACGCGUUGGGAGCGAUGACGUAAAACUCCUGCGACUCCAGUCUCGUGAGUCGCACGAAAACAAACACAGGGCCGAGUGCGAGCAAUAUUCACUAGCCCUGAUCACAAACGUUACGUUUGAAACAACCGACACCGUGUGGAAAUGACAGUGUGCAAUUUUUUUCUUCAGGGCCGUUGUCGUUACGGCGACAAAUGUUGGAAUGAGCACCCGACCGGAGGAAACAGAGGAGGAGGAGGUGGUGGAGGAUACAACAACAACAACAACAACCGCUCUUCUGCUCAGCAUCGAGGAGGAGGUGGAGGGUUUGGAAACCGAGUUUGGGUGAAUCCUUCCCAGCAAAAAGGAGGCUAUAUCCAGCCUUCAUCUUUCUCCUCUCAUGGAACUGAGGAGUGGGGUCGAGGAGGAGGGGGAGGCAGUGGAGCUGACUGGGGCCGAGGGGGAGGGGGUGGAGCUGACUGGGGCCGAGGAGGGGAGGCGGUGGAGCUGACUGGGGCAGAGGGGGAGGAGGAGGGAAUGACUGGGGCCGAGGAGGAGGAGGAGGAGGAGGAGGAGGAGGAGGAGGGAAUGACUGGGGCCGGGGAGGGGGAGGGAAUGACUGGGGCCGAGGAGGAGGAGAGGAGGAGGAGGAGGGAGAAGAGAUAA